CGAACGGAGCGGGCGGAGCGGGCGGGCCGGGGCGGAGCGGAGUCCUCCGCAGAGCAGCCCCUUCCGGCCGCGGCCGCCGACCCCGGCCCCCGGCCCCCGGCCCCGCCUGGCUCUAUGGACAGGAGCUCGCUGCUGCAGCUUAUCCAGGAGCAGGAGGAUGGGCAGGGCAGAAAUGAGGCGGGGAGGCCCCUAAGAGCUGUAGGAGCUGAAGGCCUGGGACCCAGGCACUGGUGUCCUGGCGGCUCCGGGGACUAUGUGGGUACAGAGGUCUGGUCUCAGGGUGCUUGGAGCCUGCCUCUCCCAGCUGGCCUGACCCACCCUCAAGCCUUGGCCGGCGCCCCCCCACCCCCACCCCAGCAGCUGGACCCUGAGAACACAGGUUUCAUCGGUGCGGACACCUUCACUGGCCUGGUGCACAGCCAUGAGCUGCCUCUGGACCCAGCCAAGCUGGACAUGCUGGUGGCCUUGGCCCAGAGCAACGAGCGGGGCCAGGUCUGCUACCAGGAGCUGGUGGACCUGAUCAGCAGUAAACGCUCAAGCAGCUUUAAGCGGGCCAUCGCCAACGGACAGAGGGCCCUGCCCCGGGACGGGCUGCCGGAUGAGCCAGGCCUGGGUGUCUACAAGCGGUUUGUGCGCUACGUCGCCUACGAGAUCCUGCCCCGGGAGGUGGACCGCCACUGGUACUUCUACCGGCACCGCAGCUGCCCACCCCCCGUGUUUAUGGCCUCGGUCACCCUUGCCCAGAUCAUCGUGUUCCUGUGCUACGGGGCCCGUCUCAACAAAUGGGUGCUGCAGACCUACCACCCUGAGUACAUGAAGAGCCCCCUCGUGUACCAUCCCGGCCACCGUGCUCGAGCCUGGCGCUUCCUCACCUACAUGUUCAUGCACGUUGGCCUGGAGCAGCUGGGGUUCAACGCGCUCCUGCAGCUGAUGAUCGGGGUGCCCUUGGAGAUGGUGCACGGUCUGCUCCGCAUCAGCCUGCUCUACCUGGCCGGUGUGCUGGCAGGCUCCCUGACUGUCUCCAUUACCGACAUGCGGGCCCCUGCGGUGGGGGGCUCCGGUGGGGUCUACGCCUUGUGCUCGGCACACCUGGCCAACGUCGUCAUGAACUGGGCCGGGAUGAGGUGUCCCUACAAGCUGCUGAGGAUGGUGCUGGCCUUGGUGUGCAUGAGCUCCGAGGUGGGCCGGGCCGUGUGGCUCCGCUUUUCCCCACCACUGCCUGCCUCAGGCCCACAGCCCAGCUUCAUGGCACACCUGGCAGGUGCAGUGGUCGGGGUCAGCAUGGGUCUGACCAUCCUGCGCAGCUAUGAGGAGCGACUUCGGGACCAGUGCGGCUGGUGGGUGGUGCUGCUUGCCUACGGCACUUUCCUGCUCUUUGCCAUCUUCUGGAACGUCUUCGCCUAUGACCUGCUAGGCGCCCACAUCCCCCCCCCACCCUGAUGGGCUCCUCAGGGCCACACAGGCCAGGGUGCGGGCGUGUGUGGGCCGGCCACCGGGCGAGCCCGCGUGUCCGUCCUCUGUGAAUGUACAUCUCAAGACUGCUUGUCCUCCGUGGGGACUGGUGGGUCCUGUAGCCCAUGGUGUCCAGGCCAAGCCUUACAUCAGCCCUGGCCACCCCCUCCCAGGCCUGGGGAGGUAGGACUGCCUAGCCAGGCAGUGGAGGUCCCCAAGUGUGGCCCUGGAGGAGACCCUGCCCCAGCCUCCCCAUCACGAUUUGCGGUCUGAGCCUUUUUGGAAAACGAAUAAAUAUUUUACACAGCACCA
This is a messenger RNA of Herpailurus yagouaroundi (jaguarundi), 1764 nucleotides long. RefSeq names its product rhomboid like 1 (gene RHBDL1). Lineage: Eukaryota; Metazoa; Chordata; Mammalia; Carnivora; Felidae. Gene Ontology annotation, cellular component: membrane. The record is from RefSeq and is a predicted model, not a curated record. Gene Ontology annotation, molecular function: serine-type endopeptidase activity.